AUGCAUUUGUCCACCGUGUUCAAGUUCACCAGUACGCUCUUGGCUACACAAGCUCAGGCCUACUUACACUCUGGCUUUGCCUUCAAACCCUCUACCGUCGGUCUUCAGAGGGCUCAGCUGGUAAGAAGUAUGCUCCACGUGAUUCUGUGCUUGCUAAUAUCCGAACUUCUGGACGCGAAGAUUGAUCCACUUCCGCUUCCUUUUAACUUCAACACUUCUAACAGCGAAAUUGCCCACGCAAGCAACUCGUGGUGGAUUUCUUCCUUCGUCCACGGAGACAACAACCACCAGUACAUGAUCUUGUCUCAUGUCCUUGCCACCGGCGCCUAUUCGAUCUAUCGCGGUUCGAUCUAUGACAUUACCGAACCCGACUUUGUCCAAUUUACGACAACAACCACUGACAGCGGUCUUCUUGAUAACAGUCAGAAUGGCGGCUUCAAUAUCACUACCAACGACUUCUUCUUCGGCUCCUCGCUCCCUGGAAACGCCACCGAGCAGCUCCGGACCGCCAGCACAAACUCCGACGUGCAGUUCGAUAUUACCUUCGACCUUUCCGCACCUGUUAUCUUCAACACCGGUAAUGGCGGCCUUUUCCAGUUUGGGAUAGAUCAGACAGGCGAGUGGUCCAUGCCAGCCGGCAGCACGACCGGCAGCUUAGUCCACAAGGGCAAGACCAUUUCCAUCGAUACAGACCAUUCUUUCACCUGGUACGACCGCCAGUGGAAUAUCGGUGCUCCUGCUAGCUUAAACUGGACCUGGUUCCAGCUGCACGUGAGCUCUCACCACUUGGAAUCCCCUCGGCUGUUGUCUAUAUGGAGCUAUGAUAGCAAUGACGUCGGCCAUCGUCAGUGGGCAACCACCCAGUCCACCCCUGGCGUCAGCAAUGUCAUGCCCGUGAAGGCCUACGAGCCCUUUGGCCCAAAUUGGGUCUCCCCAAACUCCAACAAUACCUACUCGCAGAGUUGGGAGAUCGUUCUACAGGACAACACACGUCUCACUGUCAAGUCCACCCACGAGGACCAAGAGCUUCGCUCCGAUACGUUUGUUACUUACGAGGGGUUCGUCACCGUCACCGGCGUUGGACCCAAUGGUGAGCCAGUUUCUGGCUACGGAUUGGUUGAGAUCCAGCCUCCGAUUUAA
Penicillium arizonense is the source of this 1140-nucleotide messenger RNA. RefSeq lists its product as uncharacterized. The coding region runs from base 1 to 1140 and encodes 379 amino acids. Lineage: Eukaryota; Fungi; Ascomycota; Eurotiomycetes; Eurotiales; Aspergillaceae. The record is from RefSeq and is a predicted model, not a curated record. The transcript has a single exon.